AUGCUUGAUUGCUCCUCUAUCAAAGCCGUUCUACAAGAGGAAGACAGUCCGGGGUCUACCAUGGCCUUCAGCCGUACCUCCUUGUCACUGCCGGGAAAUUUGAAAAACAACAACUCUAUUUACAGCUGGUGUGAAGUCAUGAGCUGUUACAAUGACUUCAAGAUCAUACCUUCCAUACCACGUCCAUCAGCUUUCUGGCCGACGGCUCUUGAAUCAUGGGAUAUAACUGCUAUCACUUUCUUUCUGGCUUUUUGGCAAUUUAAAGAGAUGCAUAAGGCAUUAUACAGCGACGAGACUACGCGCUGCAAAGGGUUAGAGUGGGAUACUUGGCUAAUCCUAGCCUGGGACCUCGCUUCUUUUAUCUGGUGGUGCAUUGGUUUUGGCAGGUUUGCCUUCAUUCCAACACGAUACCCUGCUCCAUCCAUGCUCGGCUGGGUUGCGAUAUGGAAAUAUUCUUACAUGCUGGGUUAUCACCCGUAUGACUGUGUCCUCCGACGCGCUCCUAAAACGGCACAACAAAUUACGCAGUGGACAUUCAACAUACUAGCAGCUCUGAUGUGGAUAGCUUCGGCAUACAUCUGUACAUACAGCUUGCAAGCUGCUAGCAGAAAGUGGUCACCAUAUGACGCAUACGACUGUCUCGCCUCUCGCAUCGUGGAGGCACCCGGAGCGUCGACAUGCUCAGCAGAGCAAAUCUGCUCUAAACAGGCACUUUUCACCUCCUACAUGUUCAAAUUUGACCAUCAAUACUUCCCGGGUGUCACGAAUUUUCUUGGUACUUUUAUAUCCCUUUCCAUUGUUGCGCUAGCUAUGGUAUGCACCCUCGGUAUCUUCCCGGUGAUCAGUUAUAUGUUUAAAGGGGGUAGUGUUCGAAAAUGGAGAGAAAUAGCAGCAGCUCGAUAUGAUGUUGGGUUUAACGGGGGUAUAUGUCUAGUAUCGGUUGGAUAUAUAAUCUACGGUGCUUUGACUAUGUUUGAUGUGAUCAACGCAUUCAAAUACAGUCGUGAGGGCCCGGUCGCAUUUUAUUGGGACUGCACCGCGUUGCAUGUCAACGUGAGCCCGUGGCGGUACUAUUUGGAUGUGGAUUCUGAUCGAGUGGUGCGACUUGCCAAAAUGUGGUUUAAUUCAUGA
This is a messenger RNA of Penicillium mononematosum, 1131 nucleotides long. RefSeq lists its product as uncharacterized. The record is from RefSeq and is a predicted model, not a curated record. Lineage: Eukaryota; Fungi; Ascomycota; Eurotiomycetes; Eurotiales; Aspergillaceae. The transcript has a single exon. The coding region runs from base 1 to 1131 and encodes 376 amino acids.